AUGGCAAUCCUUGGUCUUCAUUACACUCUUCAUAAUUCUGACUUCUUCAUUAUAGUUGCCACAUACAUUACCAUUAUUCCUUGCAUUGCAGAUUUUCACGUUCUUGUUGUUGGUUGCAUUGCGAUGUCUCUAAGCAGGCUAUCAACUUUCCGUCUUCAAUCCUUGAUAAACUGCUCUGUUGUUCUCUUCAUGUUCUUCAAUUUUUUCCAACCCUUUGUUCAUCCACUUUCCUUCAGCAUCAAUGACUUUAGUCGAGAUGCAAACAACAUACUUUAUGAAGGUGAUGCCGCGCCUUCUUCAGGAGUGAUUGAACUCAGCACGAUCACAGCCACAGAUCCACAGGAUAUAUAUUGCCGCACUGGCCGGGCUACGUAUGCAGAACCUUUGCACUUAUGGGACUCUGCUAAACUGGCAGACUUCACUACUAAUUUCUCUUUCAUUAUCGACACUGUUCAUAAUCAUACCAACAUUGGUGAUGGACUUGUGUUUUUCCUUGCCCCUGUUCACUAUCCAAUUCCACUAAACUCUGCUGGUGGUGAUCUAGGAUUAUUAAACACCACCAAUCGUUUACUAAACCAAAUUUUGUUAAUGCCCGUUGGGAUGCUCUCGGCAACGGUGGGAAGAAGGCUCACGUACAGAUAA
Prunus armeniaca (apricot) is the source of this 642-nucleotide messenger RNA. Lineage: Eukaryota; Viridiplantae; Streptophyta; Magnoliopsida; Rosales; Rosaceae. The record is from the annotation of a GenBank genome assembly.